AUGGCCCCCCUCGCCCUCCAACUAGCCACACAGGAUGAUAUCCCGUCCCUCUCAGAGCUUUGGUACAAAUCUUUCAGUAUCCCAAUUAACCUCCUCAUGUUCCCAAACACGCCAGGUAUCCGAGCGUGGUGGGACGAAGCCAACGGCCACGAUCUGCUCCACAACCCGCAUCGUAAAUACCUCAAAAUUGUCGAUCCCGCUGGUGCCGUGGUUGCAUACGCUAAAUGGGACCUGGACCCACAGCACAGUGGCGCGCGUUUUCCCGAGUGGCAUGCAGAGUCGGAUCGAAAGACUUGUGAUUUAGUCUAUACUGAUUUGGACAAGGAGAAGAAGGCGUUUUUUGGGGAGCGGAGGUUUUACUAUUUGGAUAUGCUGGUUGUGGAUCCGGAGUAUAGGGGACGGGGCGCGGCUUCGAUGUUGAUCCAGUGGGGCUGUGACCUUGCGGAUCAGGAUGGUGUUCCUGCUUAUUUGGAUGCGCAUAUUGAUGCAGCGCCAUUGUAUCGGAAAUUUGGAUUUCAAGAUCGCGAGGAUAAGAUUGUUACUCCCGAGGGGGCGCUGUCGAUGAUUCGGGAGCCUGUGGCUAAGUAG
Penicillium longicatenatum is the source of this 588-nucleotide messenger RNA. RefSeq lists its product as uncharacterized. The transcript has 2 exons. Lineage: Eukaryota; Fungi; Ascomycota; Eurotiomycetes; Eurotiales; Aspergillaceae. The coding region runs from base 1 to 588 and encodes 195 amino acids. The record is from RefSeq and is a predicted model, not a curated record. Gene Ontology annotation, molecular function: acyltransferase activity, transferring groups other than amino-acyl groups.